AUGAUGAAGAAGGAGGAGAAGAAGAGAGAGGAUGAGGAGAAAAUGAAAAAGACGAAGAAGCAGAGGAGGAGGGGGAACAGGAGGAAAAAAGGAAAAAGAAAAAAAAAGAAGAAAAUGAGAAAAAGAAGAAAAGAUGAAGCAAAAGCAAAGGAAGAGGAAGGAGAAGAAGAAAAAAGUAAAAGAGGAAAAAGGAAAAGAAGAAAAAUAAAAUAA
Xyrichtys novacula (pearly razorfish) is the source of this 213-nucleotide messenger RNA. Lineage: Eukaryota; Metazoa; Chordata; Actinopteri; Labriformes; Labridae. The record is from the annotation of a GenBank genome assembly.